Messenger RNA from Eremomyces bilateralis CBS 781.70, 1050 nucleotides. RefSeq names its product ribosomal protein S10. The coding region runs from base 42 to 932 and encodes 296 amino acids. The transcript has a single exon. Gene Ontology annotation, cellular component: small ribosomal subunit; ribosome; mitochondrion. Gene Ontology annotation, molecular function: structural constituent of ribosome. The record is from RefSeq and is a predicted model, not a curated record. Gene Ontology annotation, biological process: translation. Lineage: Eukaryota; Fungi; Ascomycota; Dothideomycetes; Eremomycetales; Eremomycetaceae.
CGGACGGUCUCGAAAAAGAAACGGUGGAAACCCUCGAAGAAAUGCCCAUCCCGAAGAACCUCCAAUCUCUCUACUUCCGCCCUCUCCGACGAGCCCCGAAAUACGGCAUCCCGACGUGCAACCUCCAACUCCGCUCCUAUAACGUCCGGAACCUCGAGUUCUUUGCCGACUUCGCCAUGCGCGCUGCCUACUAUCUGGAUCUGGCCGCACGAGGACCCGUCCCACUUCCCCGAAUCACGGAGCGCUGGACCGUCCCUCGAAGUCCGUUCGUGCAUAAGAAAUCGCAGGAGAAUUUCGAGCGGGUCACGGUCAGGAGGCUGAUUCAGAUCCAAGAUGGACAUCCGGAUGUGGUGAAGACGUGGUUGGAUUAUCUACAAGAGCGGGCGUUCCACGGCGUCGGUAUGAAGGCGAACGUAUGGGAUUAUGAGAAGGUGGAUUUCACCGAGGGUAUGGACCGGCAGGUGGAGUUGGCGAAGACGGUGAGGAAACUGGAGGAGGCAGAGAGGACGAUUGAACAGGGGUUGGCGGGAUUGGCGCAGGCCGAGAAGAACAUCAAAGCGGAUCCGAGCGUCGGAGGCACACUCUUGAAGCUUCUGCGCCAGAAACAGAGCCUACAGUUCAAACGGGAGGAGUUGAGGAGGCUGGGAACUGGACAGGACGUUAAAGAUGAGGCGCGCUUGAAGAAGCGGGCGGAUUCUGUGGACGAACGGCUCCCGAAGCAGAUCGUGACGACGAAAAAAGACAUCGAAGCGGCGCGGAAAGCUGUCCCGGAGCUGAAGAAGAAGAUCAGUGCAUUGGAGGCGACGAUGAAGAAGCUCGGUGAUAAGGUUGGGACCACCUCUCUCGAAACACCCCAGGAAACAGGACCAUCGCAGGAGGCGGUGAUGGCGAAGGUCAAGGAGCUCACUGAGGAGAUCGAAGGACGCAAGUGAUCUUAUGCAGUCUAUUGGUCUGCGAGACGCGCGGGGAGAGGCGGGCAUCUGCGAACAUCAAUGGUUAAGAGACAAUAUGCUAUGAUCUUUCGACUGGAUAUGCCACUCAGAGGUCGAG